Molecule: messenger RNA, 1280 nt
Organism: Trifolium pratense (red clover)
Lineage: Eukaryota; Viridiplantae; Streptophyta; Magnoliopsida; Fabales; Fabaceae
Product: 2-hydroxyisoflavanone dehydratase-like
Exons: 1
Coding region: 119-1102 (327 amino acids)
Molecular function (GO): hydrolase activity
Source: RefSeq, a predicted model, not a curated record
CUAUAAUCUUGUCCAAUUGUGACUCUUCAAAUAACUCAUCAUCUUCUUAUAUGAACCUUCAUCACUAUCACCACCACCAACCUUCUCUGUUCUGUUCCAUUCUCUUCACUUUCCUUCAAUGGCUUCUUCAACCAAAGAAAUAGACAGAGAACUCCCACCUCUUCUCCGUGUCUACAAAGAUGGAACAGUUGACCGUUUCCUAGGCUCUCCAAUUGUACCACCAAUCCCUCUUGAUCCAGAAACAGGUGUUUCAUCAAAAGACAUAGUAAUCUCACAAAACCCAUUAAUCCAAGCUCGUAUUCAUCUCCCAAAACUCACAAACCAAACACAAAAGCUACCAAUUUUAGUUUAUUAUCAUGGUGGUGCUUUUUGUCUUGAAUCAGCUUUCUCUUUCCUUCACCAACGUUAUCUCAACAUUAUUGCUUCACAAUCAAAUGUUAUUGUUGUUUCUGUUGAAUAUAGACUUGCACCAGAACAUCCUCUUCCUGCUGCAUAUGAUGAUGGUUGGUUUUCUCUCAAAUGGGUCACUUCACAUUCCAUUGAAAACAACAAUGACAUCAUCAAUAUUGAACCUUGGUUAAUCAACCAUGGUGAUUUUGAUAGAUUUUACAUUGGUGGUGAUACUUCAGGUGCAAAUAUUGCACACAAUGCUCUUCUUCGUGUCGGUAAUAAUGGCGAUGAAUCUUUACCUGGUGAUGUGAAAAUCAAAGGAGCAUUACUUGCUUUUCCUUUGUUUUGGAGUUCAAAACCAGUUUUAUCAGAAUCUGUUGAAGAACAUGAACAGAGUUCACCGAUGAAAGUUUGGAAUUUUGUGUAUCCUGAUGCAGUUGGUGGAAUUGAUAAUCCUUUGAUUAAUCCUUUGGCAGAUGAUGCACCUAGUUUGGACAAGAUUGGUUGUCCUAAGAUUUUGAUUUUUGUUGCUGGUAAGGAUGAUUUAAGAGACAGAGGGAUUUGGUACUAUGAAGCUGUUAAGAAAAGUGGUUGGAAAGGUGAAGUUGAACUUGUUCAUGUUGAAGGUGAAGAACAUUGUUUUCAGAUUUAUCAUCCUGAAACUCAGAAUUCUAUUGAUAUGGUGAAUCGUAUUGCUUCUUUUCUUGCUUGAUUUGAGGAGGGUUAUUAUGUAAUUUUGUUGUUGUUUUUUUAUGAAUUGAUGGAUUAGGAUUUCUUAGUGGUAAUAAAUUGGAGAAAGGGCUGCUGAAUUCAUGCUAAUAUUUUACUUCUACUGUUUUGUUUUGUUUUCUCAAUUCAAUGAAUGAAUGAUGAUUAUUUUGAGCUAGUAA